AAGAAAAUGUUUACCAAGAACAUAAGUAGUUAGAAAAGAAAAGCAAAAGUCUUUAAAGCGACACGAUGGUUUCUUUCACGUUUACAAACAAGGAUACGCAACGGUCGUCCACAAAGUUUGAACUCGGCUUCAAAAUGAGUCGAUGGGAGGAAGAAGACUCGUCAUGGCUCUCUGAUGACAGCUGCACCGGGGAAGAGAAUGACUGCUGCACCGGGGAAGAUAGUGAGAGCUGUGCUGAAGAAUCAAACGAUGGCUCAUCUGGGGAAGAGAAUGACAGCUGCACCAGGGUAGAAACUGAAUGCUGUGCUGAGGAAGAAAAUCAAAGCUCAUCUGGGAAAGGCACUGAAAGCUGCACAGAGGAAGACCAUGAAAGCUGCACAGAGGAAGACAAUGAAAGCUGCACAGAGGAAGACAAUGAAAGCUGCACAGAGGAAGACAAUGAAAGCUGCACAGAUGAAGACCGUCAAAGCUGCACAGAGGAAGACAGUGAAAGCUGCACAGAUGAAGACCAUCAAAGCUGCACAGAGGAAGACAGUGAAAGCUGCACAGAGGAAGACAGUGAAAGCUGCACAGAUGAAGACCGUCAAAGCUGCACAGAGGAGGACAAUGAAAGCUGCACAGAGGAAGACAGUGAAAGCUGCACAGAGGAAGACAGUGAAAGCUGCACAGAUGAAGACCGUCAAAGCUGCACAGAGGAGGACAAUGAAAGCUGCACAGAUGAAGACCGUCAAAGCUGCACAGAGGAAGACAGUGAAAGCUGCACAGAGGAAGACAGUGAAAGCUGCACAGAUGAAGACAGUCAAAGCAGCACAGAGGAAGACAGUGAAAGCUGCAACGAGGAAGUGACAGAAAGCCAUUCAUCAGUGGAUGAUCCUUCGCUUAGGAGCAACAGAAACCCGGUUCACAAGACCCCCUACGUGAUGUACCACGGGACCACAAGGAAGGCUGCUCUAUCCAUUAUCAAGAAAGGAUUCAGACCAUCGGCAGACGGCAUGCUAGGCCAAGGGGUUUACAUCAGCCGAGACUUCAAGAAAGCCAGCCGGUACCCACAUGGGACCCCAGAGAGGAAAAACGCAGUCCUGAAGCUUCGCGUCAACGUCGGCAGGGUUAAGAAGAUAGACAGGCAGGGGCACCCCAUGCAGAAGACCUGGCACGACCACGGCUACGACUCUGCCUGGGUCCCUCCGAACUGCGGGAUGGUACCAAGCGGGCUGGAGGAAGACUGCAUCUGGGACCCCAAAAGGAUCACAGUGACAGAAGUUAUCCUGCCUGAGAAGUACAUGCAUCGUACAUACUGCUGCGUUAGGAUGAGCGAUCUCGAACUUCAGUAUAAACCCAAAGGGUACGAGUUUCUCUUGCCUCACACUGAGAGAUGUUCUAGGUGGCUAAUCCAAAGGCAUGGAUUCAAACAGUACGGUGGCGGCAUGCUGGGUCGGGGGGGGUUUAUGUCAGCCGAGACUUUAACAAGCAGGUACCCACUCGACUAUCCAGAGGAAGAAAAGAGGGUCCUGAAACUGAGGGUCAGUGUCGAUCAUUCCACUGCCAGGUUUGAAGCCAUCCCUCUCCUAAGCUGCAAGAUGAGCAUGUGGGCUGAAGAAGAUUCCCCCUAUUUUGUUGAAGCUUGCCUUCAGAGUUAUGCAGAACCGCAAGAGGGGAAGCUCUACACCAUGUACCAUGGAACCACGAAGGAGGCUGCUGAAUCCAUCAAGAGAUGCGGAUUCAGACAGUCAGACGAGAGGGGCAUGCUGGGUCGGGGGGUUUAUGUCAGCCGAGACUUUAACAAGGCCAGCAGGUACCCACUCGACUGUCCAGAUAAAGACAAGAGAGUGCUGAAACUGAGGGUCAAUGUCGGCAGGGUUAAGAAGAUAGACAGGCAGGGGCACCCCAUGCAGAAGACCUGGCACGCCCACGGCUACGACUCUGCCUGGGUCCCUCCGAACUGCGGGAUGGUAUCAAGCGGGCUGGAGGAAGAUUGCAUCUGGGACCCCAAAAGGAUCAAAGUAAUGGAGGUGAUAAAACCGAAGAAUGAGAACUCACUUUACGCACAACCGCUAGAGGGGAAGCUCUACACCAUGUACCACGGAACCACGAAGGAGGAUGCUGAAUCCAUCAAGAGAUAUGGAUUCACACAGUCAGAUGACGGCAUGCUGGGGCGGGGGGUUUAUGUCAGCCGCGACUUUAACAAGGCCAGCAGGUACCCACUCAACUAUCCAGAUAAAGACAAGAGAGUGCUGAAACUGAGGGUCAAUGUCGGCAGGGUUAAGAAGAUAGACAGGCAGGGGCACCGCAUGCAGAAGUCCUGGCACGCCCACGGCUAUGACUCUGCCUGGGUCCCACCGAACUGCAGGAUGGUAGCGAGCGGGCUGGAGGAAGAUUGCAUCUGGGACCCUGACAGGAUCACAGUGGUUGAGGUCAUCAAACCUAAAAAUCAAGGGUCAGCUCAGUACCCUAGAUUCGGCUACAGUGUUUAGGUUUAAUAAUCCAGAUUUCAAUGUAAAGUAAAUGGGAAUGGUCUCCACUAUUUCAAACUGUAACUGUUGAGUCUCAAACAAAAAUGAUUAAAGAUUUUGUUAAUACCAAAGAGUAUUGUGGGUUUAUUCUUCUGGGAGCAAGUAAUAAACGUGAAGUGAUGCAAACCAUAAAUACUGCACUUACAGAUCUUUCUUUCUUUCUUUCCUUCCUUCCGAGUUUUUUUUUUGGUUUGGUUUAAAAAUCAUAGUCCAUCUUUAUUUCCUUACCUGUUGUAUUUUAUUAACAUGUUUUUUCUGCAUCCACAAAAAAAAAAAAAAAAAAAAAAAA
Molecule: messenger RNA, 2799 nt
Organism: Polyodon spathula (Mississippi paddlefish)
Lineage: Eukaryota; Metazoa; Chordata; Actinopteri; Acipenseriformes; Polyodontidae
Exons: 6
Coding region: 66-2471 (801 amino acids)
Cellular component (GO): cytoplasm
Molecular function (GO): NAD+ poly-ADP-ribosyltransferase activity
Source: RefSeq, a predicted model, not a curated record